Messenger RNA from Solanum lycopersicum (tomato), 1513 nucleotides. RefSeq names its product proline iminopeptidase. Gene Ontology annotation, cellular component: cytoplasm. Gene Ontology annotation, biological process: proteolysis. The record is from RefSeq and is a predicted model, not a curated record. Gene Ontology annotation, molecular function: aminopeptidase activity. NCBI's taxonomy places the organism in Eukaryota, Viridiplantae, Streptophyta, Magnoliopsida, Solanales, Solanaceae.
CAUGAGAUACCAUUUUUUGUCAUUUUGUGUUUUAAAGAAAUCAUAAUUGAUGUUCCCCUGGGUUGUAGGAAAACCCAUUUGAAAUUGAUGAGAUUACCCAUGAAGUUGGCAUCUACUGCUAUACGGGCUCCCUCGUUAUUCCCUUGCUCCAAUUUUACUCAUUUGCCGGCCUCGAAUUCCCUUUCACUAUCCCCAAAGCUUCCUGCUUCCAUCUUCUCGCCUUUGCUCAUCCCCAUCUCAGGGAGGAAGAAGUUAUCCGUACGUGCGGGGAAUCUUGAUUGUGAGAGCGUGGAACAAAUGGAUUUGAAGAAGGAAUUUCCUGAAUUUAGAAAGGAUCUAUACCCCUCUAUAGAGCCAUAUAGUACUGGAUUUUUGAAAGUUUCGGACCUUCAUACUAUAUAUUGGGAGCAGUCAGGAAAUCCUAAUGGCCGUCCAGUAGUGUUUUUCCAUGGAGGCCCUGGAGGUGGGACUUCACCCAAUAACAGGAGGUUCUUUGAUCCUGUCUUCUAUCAAAUCAUUCUAUUUGAUCAGAGAGGUGCGGGUAAAAGUAAGCCUCAUGCUUGCUUAGAGGAGAACACAACAUGGGAUCUCGUUGGGGAUAUUGAAAAAUUAAGAGAGCACUUAAAGAUUCCGGAAUGGCAGGUAUUUGGUGGCUCAUGGGGAAGCACUCUGGCUCUUGCAUACAGCAUAUCACAUCCUGACAAGGUUACUGGGAUCAUUCUUAGAGGGAUAUUUUUGUUGCGGAAGAAAGAAAUUGACUGGUUUUAUGAGGGUGGAGCUGCUGCAAUAUACCCCGAUGUUUGGGAGCCAUUCAGAGAACUGAUUCCGGAGGAAGAAAGGAAUUGUUUUGUCAAGGCGUACCAUAAGAGAUUAAAUUCAGAUACCCUAGAAACACAGUAUGCAGCAGCUAGAGCAUGGACUAAAUGGGAAAUGAUGACCUCUCAUCUUCUCCCUAAUGAAGAGAACAUAAAGAAAGGAGAUGAUGAUGAUUUCUCCUUGGCAUUUGCAAGGAUUGAGAACCACUACUUUAUCAACAAGGGAUUCUUCUCUUCAGAUUCUUUCCUUCUAGAUAAUGUUGAAAAGAUAAAGCACAUCAAAACAAUAAUUGUUCAGGGAAGAUAUGAUGUUUGCUGUCCAAUGAUGUCAGCGUGGGAUCUUCAUAAAGCUUGGCCGGAGGCAGAGUUUAUUGUUGUCCCAGGAGCAGGUCAUUCGGCAAAUGAACCAGGAAUAGCAGCAGAACUUGUUGCGGCUAAUGAGAAACUGAAAAAUGUCCUUGAAGGAGUUUCUUGAGUGCAAGCGCCUACUAGUCAUUGACUUUAGACGUUGGCAUGGAUGUUUGUGAGAGUUAGUAUUUUAGAUCCUUGCAUUCCAGUAUUCUAGGUUUGAGUCUCUUCACAGAUGAACUAAGAGCAGCACCCACAUGAGUGGAGGAAAGAAAGUUUGCCUAAAAACAAUGCCAUGAGUUCUCUCCCCUUUUAUAUACGACUAUUGGACGAGGCUUAUUGAAAGAGUU